AUGGCUUUUCUUCGAAAAAAGAAGGUUAAAUUCAGUGUUGCAUUGGUCGUGGAAAAAUUGACUGAUGUUCCGUUAUUAAAUGCUGUGAUAUUUGCAAAGGUUCGUCUACUCGAAUGUGGUUCUUUUGUUGGCACUACAUUGCAUAGGCCUGUCUGUUCCCACCAAGUUGAUUUUAUGAGUCCAUCAGUUUCAAGACGGUUUAAUAGUUCUGCACCUUCAAAUAUUCGCAUGAGAAGUAGGACAAACAGUGGACAAAUUUAUCCAAAUGCAAAUGUUCAUAGGCGCAGUACAACAGACAUAAUUGAUGGAUCCUCUAUUGCCUCUUCCAUGAAUUCUUUACAAGAACAACAACAACAUUAACAAUUUUCUUCGUCUCCAGCUUCUCAUAGAAAAUUUCAACAAAUUGAAAGGCGACAUUCUUUAACUGAACGUUCUCCACGUGAAUUAGACGAUGCGCCUCGUAAAUGGGACGAUUUCGAGGAAGCUUUAAAAGCACAAGCAGAAAACAGCCAAAUUGAUGAAGCAAGUUACCAAAAAUUUUUGGAGCAAAUUGAAGCGCGCAAUCGAAAAUACAAGCAUUUAUUAGUAGAAGAAUAUGGGAUUAAAAAUGAAUUUGAUGAGCUAAUACAGAAUAGAAGUCGCGAUUCUGAUCAGCCUGAAUACUUUAUCGUUGAACUUGGAAAUUUGGCUUAUGCUGAAAAGAACAUACAACCAUUUUCUUUUUAUUGUUAUAUCCCUUAUGAUUCUAAAUAUUCAGGAGAACUUGAGGCCUGUCGAUGCAAAAUUUCAU
Meloidogyne enterolobii is the source of this 790-nucleotide messenger RNA. The record is from the annotation of a GenBank genome assembly. NCBI's taxonomy places the organism in Eukaryota, Metazoa, Nematoda, Chromadorea, Rhabditida, Meloidogynidae.